This is a messenger RNA of Camelina sativa (false flax), 1666 nucleotides long. The record is from RefSeq and is a predicted model, not a curated record. Lineage: Eukaryota; Viridiplantae; Streptophyta; Magnoliopsida; Brassicales; Brassicaceae.
CUUUGAUUGAUUAGGUCGAGAUCUUGAGUCUGUCUGUGCGAUUUGUUUUCUCUCGGAAAAAUAUCUUUCUCCGUCCGACUCCGAUCAUGGAUAGCUCAAAACCUUUUGAUUCACUUCCAGAUGAUCUCCUCAUCAAGAUACUGUCGAAAUUGCCAGCAAAAUCAAUAGGGAGGUGUCGUUGCGUGUCGAAGCUAUGGAAGUCCUUGGCUCUAAUGAGAUCUGGAUUCCACCGAGAUGAUUUCACCGACUUGUAUCUAACCAGGAGGUCCAAAGCUACUUGUCGACGACUCUUAAUUGGGGUAAAAAAACCACAAGACGGUGAGUGGAGCUUUUACUCAACUCUUCAGCCUCAGAAUCAUCCAUGUAAGAAGUCUUCUCUUGUAGUAUCAUCCGCCGCAGAUUUUCAUAUCAAGUUCUCUAAAGGCAUAAGCAAAUACAAUUGUAGCUAUACCUCUGGAUUGAUCUAUUUCCAUGAUAUGCGCAUCCCAAGGGAAGAUAAAGAUGUAAAGCAUGUGAUAUGUAACCCUCUCACAGGACAGUAUAUGAUCUUACCUGAACUUAGAGGUGGUGUUUCCCAUAGGUAUUCGUAUAGCUAUUUAGGGUUUGAUCCGAUUGAUAAGGAAUUCAAGGUAUUGUUCAUGACUACUCGUGAAUUUGUAGCUUCUAGUGGUACAGAUCACUAUAUCUUAACACUGGGAACUGGGGAGUUGAGGUGGAGGAAGAUCCAAUGUCCUUUUACACAUGAGCCUCUAUGGGAAAGGGUUUGCAUCAAUGGGGUUUUGUAUUACUUAGCUCUAGAUACUAAUGGAUGGUCUUAUGUGAUAGUUUCCUUCGAUGUUAGAUCGGAGAAAUUCAAGCUCGUUAACCUGAAUUGCAGUUAUGAUCGCCGUUUUAAUGGAAUGAUAAACUACAAGGGGAAAUUAUGUGGGAUUUAUUUGGAUUAUGAUGAUGAUGGUGGAUUUCCCGUUAAGUUGAGUAUCAAGUUUCUAGAGAAGCGGGAAUGGUCCAGCUAUGUCUACUCUUUGUCGACUGAUCAGAGUGAAAUUGUUAAUGUCAAAAGGAAUCUAUCCGUUGUUGGGGUGACUGCUUCUGGUGAUAUUGUUUUGUCGACGGAUUCUGCGUCUAAUCCAUUUUAUGUUUUCUACUUCAAUCCGGAAAGGAACACUCUCCAAACUGUUGAAAUGCAAGGUGUUGGAGAUGAUUGUGAUUGGAGAUACGCCUUUCUACAAGACUAUGUAGAGGAUAUUAAUGUUACUGGUGCAAUGCAACUGAAGUCAGCCCCUUCACAACUAGGCCGAAACAUUGUUCCCCAGAGGCCAAAACCACAACAACGCGGAGGUACGUCUCUUGACCUCUCCAAGUCUUCUCAAUCUGUGAAAAACGAGGAGCAGAAUAUUGUUCCCGAGAGGCCAGAACCACAACGACGUAGGCAUAUGUCUCCUGACCUUUCCAAGUCUUUUCAAUCUGUGAAGAGCAAGGAGCCUAACAAGUACGAAUUAUCAGCUGACCUGCUCAUACGCUCUGCUGGCUUCGCUAUUUUAUUUUUUGUUUUGGUUUGUUUGUUUUUCGUUUUGUUUAGGUCUAUCAUUCUGCUGGCUUCUAGCUAAAUUUGUAACAUAUGGACACAUAAAGAUCAAAAACGCCUAAUCAAUUGUCUGAUUAUUCA